Messenger RNA from Carcharodon carcharias (great white shark), 13223 nucleotides. It is a transcript of the gene fras1, whose product is annotated as Fraser extracellular matrix complex subunit 1. Gene Ontology annotation, molecular function: protein binding. Lineage: Eukaryota; Metazoa; Chordata; Chondrichthyes; Lamniformes; Lamnidae. The record is from RefSeq and is a predicted model, not a curated record. Gene Ontology annotation, cellular component: membrane. The coding region runs from base 1 to 12039 and encodes 4012 amino acids. Gene Ontology annotation, biological process: cell communication. The transcript is spliced from 74 exons.
AUGGUGCAUGUGGACCCAGAAGAUGUGGGUAUGGCCCUCAAUGAAUAUUUUGCAUUGGUCUUCACAAUGAAAAAGGAUGACGCAGGAAACAGAAGAUGUGGGAUUACACUAGAAGAGGAAAGGGAAGUUAUGGACCCAAUAAAUAAUACUGUUUGGAAGCCAGACUCUUGCCAGGAUUGCAGCUGCCACAGUGAUAUUGUCAUCUGCAAGGUUACCCAGUGUCAGAACCCUCAGUGUGAUUUUCAGAAGGGUGAAGUUUUCAAAAUAAGUCCAAAUGGUUGCUGCCCUGAAUGUGCCUUGAGGACCCAUAACUUCUGUGAAUAUGAAGGACAGAUUCAUGGGCAUGAGACUGAGUGGAUGACCACAAAGUGCACUGUUUGCUCCUGCAUCAACAAGAAAGUUGAAUGUGGCUCAAAAUAUUGUUCCCCCAUCUCCUGUGGGAGAGGGGAAAUUACACACACCCCAGAUGGAGCCUGCUGUCCAAAAUGUGUCAAGACUGGAGAGUCAUGCUUAUUUGAGGGAAGAACAUACAGAGAUGGUGAAGACUGGAAGCUGACUGGAUGUUCAAAGUGUGUCUGCAGUAAUGGUGAGGUGCAGUGCUACAUUGCAGAGUGCCAGCCAGUAUUCUGUAAUAAGGAUGAAGAUCUUGUAAUGCAGAUUGGAAACUGCUGUCCUGAAUGUCUGCCAAAAUCCUGUUCUUUGGCAGGGAAGAAGCACAAGCAUGGUGAUCAGUGGAAGAAGAAUGAGUGCACCAGUUGCAUUUGUGACCAUGGCGAAAUUAGGUGUCAUACGCGGGCAUGUCCAUCAUUGAUUUGUGAAAAGGGUCUGAAUAAAGUCAGAAGACCUGGACGCUGCUGCGAGGAAUGUGUGUCUGGGAAAGGGAGCUGUCUGUAUGAAGGUGUCACCAGGUAUCACGGAGAGAUGUGGAAUGUAACUGGCUGCGAGUUCUGCAUGUGUGAGAGGGGACAGGUCAUCUGUCAGGCUGCCGAAUGUGCUAGAGUGGAGUGCUCAUGGGGUGAAGAGUUGCUACAUUUGCCUGGAAAAUGCUGUCCUGAAUGUGUGUCGGUUGACAGUUACUGUGUUUACAAAGAGCAAGUUAAGGAGACACAUCAUUCAGAUUUGAAAGGUGAAAAACACCUGCAGAAUGGAGAAAAAUGGAAAGAAGGUCCUUGUAAAGAAUGUGAAUGCCGAGAUUCACAGGUGAUCUGUUAUAAGCGCUCCUGUCCUCUCUGCCCUGUUGGGAGUCUUGCUGUCGAAGUGAAGGGAGAAUGUUGCCCAGAAUGCCAACCAGUUCAGUGCCAUGCUGAUUGCCUGACCUGCAUGCGCUCUCCUGAUCAUUGUGACAUCUGCUAUGAUAAGAGCAAAUUCUUGCAGAGUGGCCACUGUUUGAAAAGCUGUGACCCUGGGUUCUACAAAGAAGGUGGACUAUGUAAAGCAUGUGAGGAGUCAUGUGCCACCUGUCGAAAUGAGUUUGAAUGCGUUUCAUGUAAGGAGCCGCUGCUUAUGAAGUAUGGUCAGUGUGUGACUUCCUGUGGGGAGGGGCUGUUCCAGGAUCAGAUACAGUGUUCAGCUUGCCAUGAAUCCUGCUUGAUAUGUCGCGGCCCUUCAGAGACUGAUUGUGUUAACUGUAAGGAUCAGUCAUAUCUGCUCAAAGAAGGUGCCUGUGUUGUCAACUGUGGGCCUGGAUAUUUCAUAAAAGAUGGGCAUUGCCAUGCAUGUGACUCAUCUUGUCUGACUUGCUACCAUGACAACCCAAGUUGCCUGACCUGUCCUGAAGGAAGUGUUUUACACAAUGGAAAGUGUGUCUCACAUUGCCCCCAGGGCUAUUACAAAGAUGUGGCUAAUAGGUGUGCAGCCUGCCAUGCCUCGUGUACAACCUGCACUGGCUCUUCUGUGCAUUGUGCUUCCUGUUCCAACUACCUUGCCCUACACAAAGGCCAAUGUCUCGUAGCCUGCCCCAGUGGAUUUUACUCUGAAAAUGGAGUAUGCCAAGCCUGUAGCCAUCCUUGCCGUGCCUGUGUAGGCCCCAAGCAGUCAGACUGUACUAAUUGCCUCAAACCAGAGCAAGUUAUUCAGAUUCAUCAGGAUGUCCAUGGAAUACCGCAUGGAGAAUGUGUGGCUGAUUGCAAACCACAUUUCUACAUGAACAGUGCAAAAGUAUGCACAGAGUGCCACUCCACCUGCACAAGCUGCACAGCGAGCAGUCCUCAGAAUUGCACAGCCUGCUCUCCACCAAGAGCCCUCUAUGAAAGCAAGUGUCUGCAUACAUGUCCUGAAGGAUUCUACAGUCAAGACAAUGUCUGCUAUUCAUGUCAUCCUUUCUGCAAGCAGUGUGAUGGCCCUUCAGACUCUGACUGUUUGGCAUGUCACCCUCAUGUUACAUUGCUGAAUGGAUACUGCAGAAUCAGCUGCAAAGAGGGGCAAUACCUGAACCAAGUUGGAUACUGUGUUGAUUGCCAACCUCAGUGUAAGCACUGUGUAGCUGACCUUAAAGAUACAGGUAGUGUCUGUCUGUACUGCAAGGAUCUCCGUGAGAUGUUGCUCGGAGACCAUUGUGUUUCUCAUUGUCCCACAGGAUACUUCAUGAGCAGAGGCACUUGCAAAAGAUGUCAUUCAUCAUGUAAAACUUGCAGUACUGAAGGAGCUUAUGGUUGCACUGCUUGUGCAGCUGACUUGGUUCUGGCCCAUUCUGGCAAGUGCAUUACUGCUUGUCCCCCAGCUUUCUACAGUGACGACAAACAGAUCUGUCAGCCAUGCAGUAACCAGUGUUUGACCUGUGAGUCCAAUACAGUCUGCUUGUCCUGUAAAGACCCCACCAAAGUUUUGCUCUUUGGGGAAUGUCAAUAUGAGGCCUGUGCCCAGCAGUACUACAUUGACUACUCGACAGGAACUUGCCGUGAGUGUGACUGGAGCUGCAAUGCUUGCAAGGGGCCACUAAAAACUGACUGCCUGCAGUGCAUGGAUGGUUAUGUAUUGCAAGAGGGCUCCUGUGUAGAACAGUGUGCAGCAGGAUUCUACAAAGUGGAGGAAGAAUGCAUACGAUGUAAUGAACGUUGUUCGAAGUGUAGUGGACUCGGUGUGUGUAGCCAAUGCAAGACACCUUUCCUACUGUUAGAAACACAGUGUGUUCGUGACUGUGGGAAAAGAUAUAACUCCAAUCACAGUCAACAAAAAUGCAUAGCCUGUUCUACUGGGUGUUUAGAAUGCGACAGCGCCUUGCAGUGCAAGUUAUGUAAUAGCAUCACCUUCCUGAAGAAUGAGCUCUGUGUUCCUGAUUGUGGUCCAGGUUACUAUGGUAAUGUGUACAAGAGAAUAUGUGAAGUUAAUAUUUAUGCACCGGUCCUUCAUGCAAACGGUUCUGUAAAUGUGGACAUCGGUGGGAGCCAGGUACUGAACUCUACCUUUAUGAACAUUUAUGAUGCUGACACACCAGUUGAAAAUCUCAUUCUCCAUAUUGUCAACCCCCCUGACAAUGGAAGACUGAUUAAAAUGGAAAAAGGGAAGCAGAUCCAUCUUCGGAAAGGAGACUCGUUCACCAUGCAAGAGCUGAGGAAGCACAACAUCCUCUUUAUUCAUGACAAAGAAAAAUCAAGGAAGGGUCACUUUAUCCUGAAAGCCAGUGACCAUCAACUAUACUCCCUUCCAGAAACAAUUAAAACUCAAGCUCUCUCAUUCAAGGGUCCCUUUGUGCUGACUAAUAAAGUCUUAUUGCUCGGUAGAGGUGAAUUCGGUGCCAUUUCUAAUCUGAUAUUGGACAUUCAAGAUGAUGACAACCCCUCUGAGGUGGUAUUAUCAGUUUUGGACCCUCCAAAACAUGGGCGCCUUAUUUUGCACCCAGCAGAUGUAAGCGUACAGCAAUUCCAAUUGAACGAUCUCAAAAGGGGACAGCUGCGUUAUGCUCACGAUGGAACCAACAGCCGGCAUGACCAAGUGCUACUGCAGAUUAAUGACGGCCAUAACAUCCUGAAUAUUCUCUUCCAGAUCAAAAUUACUCACCAGGUAAUGGCCCAAAUACAGCUCCUGAAUAAUUUAAGAGGAUGGGUCCCUGAGGGUGGAUUACUACAGAUUACCAACAGACUUUUGCAGGCAGCAGACAAAGAUGCCAGUGACUCCGAGAUUAUCUUCAAUCUAAUACAUGCAAAAGAAUCCCCUAAAUUUGGUGAUGUGAUCCUUUUGGUCCCAAUGCCAGCUGAUGGCCCAGCAGAUGGGUGGCAAAGGCUGCCUGAUGGAAAAAUAGCAACUGUGACAAACUCAUUUACUCAGCAGGAUCUUAACAACGGCAUUGUGUGGUACCAACACUCAGGGUUAACAUCUACAGAGGACUCAUUCAAGUUUCAGGUUACAAAUGGUGCCAGGACCUACACUGGAACUGAAAGCCACAUAUUUCAAAUUGGAAUUUUACAGAAAAAUGAAGAUGCCCCACAACUAGCUUCAGGAGUUAUUACUCCUCUACAAGUCACAGCACUUGAAGAUCGGGUUACAGUAAUCCAGGCUACGCAGUUGUCCUUUGUAGACAGAGACACACCAAACCAUGAUCUAAUCUACAACAUCACUGUUCCACUACUCCCAGACCAUGGCACCAUUGAACACUCUGGCAGCCCUUUCUUCCCAGUCACAUACUUCACUCAAGCUGACAUUGACAACAGGAAGAUUCUGUACCGUCCUCCAGCAGCAUCUUUGCACGCGCGAGGGUUAUUCAAAUUCUCUUUCACUGGUCUACCUGAGUCGGUGAACUUCCUUUUUACAGUUUCUGAUGGUGAACAUACAUCCCCAGAAAUGGAAUUUACCAUUCAUCUGCUCUCUACCAAUCAGCAACCUCCUGUUUUUCAAAUAUUAGAACCCUUCAUCGAGGUCAGCCAAGGAGGAAGAGCAGCUAUUGGUUUGAGCCAGUUAGCAGUUCGUGAUGCAGACACAUACCCUGAUGACCUUCUGUUUGAGCUGAUGGAACCCCCUCAGUUUGGGGUACUGAUUAAAUCAGACUACAGACAGCCAAUGGUAAAAGGUGAUACCUUUACACAUGAUGAUGUGGCACGAAACGCGAUUCAUUAUGUGCACAGUGGUACCCUGACAACUGAGGACAGUAUGCAAAUCUUAGUCACAGAUGGAGUUACCAUGGCAACGACACUGCUGCAAGUUCAUAUCUCAGCGACAGAUGGUGACGGUCCUAGGCUUGCACCUGAAUCUCUGUUGACUAUUUCAGUGCCUGAAAAAAGCUUGGGAACCAUAACAAGAUCUCAUCUGGCAUAUACUGAUAAUAAUUCUCCUGACAGUAAAAUCCGGAUUCAGUUGAUAUCUCUGCCCAUGUACGGUAUCCUCACUAAUGGCGAUGAGGAGCUGUUGGAAUUUUCAACAUUUACAAUGGAAGAUAUUGAUAACCAAAGAAUUAGAUACACUACAGACUUUGACACCGAUGAUCAACCCAUCACUGAUAUUUUCCACUUUACUGUCUAUGACAUCGAUAACAACCGCCUCGACAACCAAAUGUUUACCAUCACCAUCACCACUGCCAAGAACUACUCACCACUUGUUAACGUCAGGGAUGAAAUCACUGUGGAAGAGGGAGGAAGAAUACUGCUGUCGUCACACAAUAUCCUCGCAACAGAUCCAGAGACCCCAGAGAAGGACCUGUUAAUAAAGAUAACCACUGCACCUAUAUUUGGCUACAUUGAAAAUCUGAAAAGAGAAGGAAGAACUGAUCAAGCUGUCAUCAUCAGUCCUGAUGUGCCCUUCUCCGUACAGGAUAUCCUCGACAAUAGUAUUUACUAUGUGCAGAGUGUCCAUCGCAGCACUGAGCCAAUUUCAGACAGCUUUGACUUCUAUGUGACCGAUGGUAACAUUCAGUCUCCAGUGUACCACUUCAACAUUAUAAUACUGCCAAAGAAUGAUGAACCACCCAAAAUGAAUGUCGAAGCUGUACAAGUAAAGGAAGGAGCGGGCGUAGUGAUUAGAAACACCUCCCUUACUCUCCAAGACCUGGACACACCAGAGAAUGAACUGGUUUUAAGAGUGACCAAAAAACCCAGUCAUGGCAAGCUACGGAAAAGGCAGUUUUAUUCAGAGCCUCUGGAAAAUGGCCGUGUACUGACACAAGGCUCCUCCUUCACGUACCAGGAUGUGCUGGAUGAACUAAUUGUUUACACUCAUGAUGGGACAAACGUACAAUCCGAUGAGUUCCGCUUCGCCUUUACAGAUGGCCUGUAUACAGAAAAUGGGAAAAUGGAGUUCUUUGUGGAAAAGCAGAAGAAUGAGGCCCCCAGAUUAACAAUCAAUCGUGGCCUACAAUUCUCAGCAGGCUCCGUAUCAGUAAUCACCCAACAGCACCUGCAAGCUACAGAUAUUGAUUCUGACGAUGAAAAGCUUAAGUUUGUCAUAACCAAAGACCCUACAGUCGGACGCUUGCAAAUGUCUAAAAAUGACAAUUUGGUUCAAAUUUCAAUCAGGGGACCCAUUAAAAGAUUUACCCAAGCUGACAUUAACAAAGGAUAUGUAGAGUAUCGUCAUGAAAAGGGAGAGCCCGGUGGAAGUUUUGCUUUCAAGUUUGAUGUUAUUGAUCCAGAUGGAAAUAAACUAAUUGAUCAGUCCUUCUUCAUUAGUGUGCUGGAAGAUAAGCUUCCACCAUCCAUCGUAGUUAAUAAAGGCUUGGUGCUGGAGGAAAACACAGUGAAAAAAAUAACGACCCUUCAGCUGUCAGCUACUGACCAGGAUAGCGAGCCUGGCGAACUGACGUACAGGUUAACCAAACAACCCCAGUUGGGUCAUAUUGAGCAUGCUGCUUCCCCAGGAACAAAGGUUAGCUAUUUUACUCAGGCUGACCUUGCGGCCCGAAGCAUUCAGUAUGUACACACUAGUGAUGAGGAAAAACAUUCUGACGAUUUCACUUUUUCAGUGUCCGAUGGUGUCAAUGAGGUGUCUCAAACAUUUUACAUUACUAUUCGUCCUGUGGAUGAUGCACUGCCAGUGGUCCAGAUCCUGGGAAUGCGAGUGCAGGAGGGAGUGAGAAAGACUAUCACUGAAUUUGAACUAAAAGCCACUGAUGCAGACACUGAAGCUGAAUCUUUGACCUUUACCAUUGUUCAACCACCACGCCAUGGGACAAUUGAGCGUACUAAUAAUGGUCACCACUAUCGACAGACCAACACAUUUACAAUGGAUGACAUUUAUCAGAACCACAUCAGCUACAAUCAUGAUGGCAGUAAUUCUCUCAAAGAUCGCUUUUCUUUCUCCAUGUCUGAUGGAACAAAUCCAUUCUUCAUUGUUGAAGAGGCAGGGAAGGAGAUUGUGACAGCUGCUCCCCAGAAGUUUAAGAUUGAUAUUCUACCUGUGGAUGAUGGGACGCCGAGAAUUGUUACCAACCUGGGACUACAGUGGCUGGAGUACAUGGAUAAUAAAGCCAUUAACCUGAUCACUAAGAGGGAACUAUUGACCAUGGAUCCUGACACUGAAGACAAGCAGCUGAUUUAUGAGAUUACCACAGAACCAAAGCAUGGGCACCUGGAAAGCAAACUGAGGCCUGCAAUCCCCCUGAAGACUUUCACACAAGAGGAUAUUAACUUGGGUUUGGUCAGCUACAUUUUAAAUGAAGAUAAGAUUCAAAAGACUAUGGACACAUUCAAGUUUUUGGUGAAAGAUAGCAAACCUAAUAUUGUCAGUGAUAAUGUGUUCCACAUCCAGUGGUCUCUAAUCAGCUUUGAAUACACCAGUUACAAUGUCAGUGAAAAGGCAGGCUCUGUGAGCGUCACAGUGAAGAGGACUGGGAACCUCAAUCAGUAUGCCAUUGUGCUGUGCCGUACUGAACAGGGGUCAGCAACUUCUACUUCUGGAGCUGGCUCAAAGCUGGGCCAACAGGAUUAUGUAGAGUACGCAGGGCAGGUUCAAUUUGAUGAGAGAGAAGACACAAAGGCUUGUACUAUUAUUAUAAAUGAUGACCAGGUUUUUGAAAACAUUGAAAGCUUUAACGUGGAGUUGAGCAUGCCUGCAUAUGCCUUGCUUGGGAAGAUUACCAGAGCUAUAGUGAAUAUCAAUGACACAGAAGAUGAGCCCACACUACAGUUUGACAAGAAACUAUAUCGAGUUAAUGAAAGUGCUGGAUUCUUGUUUGCUCCAGUAGAAAGGAAAGGAGACACCAGUAGUACAGUCUCAGCUAUCUGCUAUACCGUACCAAAAACAGCCAAAGGCAGCAGCCAGUAUGCCUUGGAAUCCGGUUCAGAUUUCAAAACCAGAGGAAUGACAAGUGAGAAUCGUGUGGUCUUCGGCCCUGGUGUAAGCAUGUCAACAUGUGAUGUCAAGUUGAUUGAUGACAGUGAAUAUGAGGAGGAGGAGGACUUUGAGAUCACCCUAGCUGAUGCGUCUGACAAUGCACGGAUCGGGGAAGUUGCAGCUGCCAAAGUGAUUAUAAAUGGUCCCAAUGAUGCCUCACUGGUAUUUCUUGGGAACUCUUCUUUCACUGUUAGUGAAGAUGCAGGCUCCAUUGAAAUACCAGUUAUCAGACAUGGCAGUGAUUUGUCCACCCUCACUUCAGUGUGGUGUGCUACACGCCCUUCAGACCCUCCUUCUGCAACUCCAGGCAUUGACUAUAUCCCCAGUUCGAAGAAGAUUGACUUUGCACCUGGCAAAACAGAAGAGAUCUGCACUUUAACUAUUCUGGAUGAUGUACAGAAUCCAAUCAUUGAAGGGAAUGAAACUUUCAUUGUAUUCCUGAGCUCAGCACAAGGAGCAGAGCUAACUAAACCCUACCAAGCUACCAUUGCUAUCAAUGACACCUAUCAGGACGUUCCUAGCAUGCAGUUUGGUAAGGAUAUCUACAGAGUGAAGGAGAAGGAAGAUGAAUUACAUGUUCCUAUUAUCAGAACUGGUGAUCUCAGCUAUGAGUCCUCUGUGAGAUGCUACACUCGACAGCUGACUGCAGAAGUGUUGGAAGACUUUGAAGAAAGAAGGAAUUCAGAUGACUCACGCCUUACAUUCCAGAAGGGAGAAAAGGUGAAGAACUGCACAGUGUUGAUAAAUGAUGAUACGAUCUUUGAGCCCGAGGAAAAGUUCCAGCUCCACCUGGGCAACCCCUUGGGAAAUCAUUGGAGUGGAGCCAAAGUUGGAAAAAAUGAUGUAGCCACUAUAACCAUAUCAAAUGAUGAAGAUGCCCCAACAAUUGAAUUUGAGGAGGCAACGUACCAGGUGCAUGAGCCCCCAGGCCCUGAUGGCAUCGCUAUACUGAAUGUCAAAGUGAUUAGGAAGGGAGACCAGAACAGGACUUCAAAAGUUCGCUGCAGCACCCGGGAUGGAUCAGCCCAGUCAGGCAUUGACUACAACCCUAAGAGCAGGGUCCUUAAAUUUAGCCCCAGCAUUGACCACAUUCUAUUUAAAGUGGAAAUCCUGUCCAAUGAUGAUAGAGAGUGGCAUGAAUCUUUUUCUCUGGUGCUGGGCCCAGAUGAUCCAGUUGAGGCGAUUCUUGGUGACAUCACCAUGGCCACAGUGACCAUUCUUGACCAGGAAGCAGCAGGAAGUCUAAUUUUGCCAGCGCCACCUAUUGUUGUGUCUUUGGUUGAUUAUGAUCAUGUUGAAGAAGUGACAAAGGAAGGAACCAAAAAGAACCCAUCCCCUGGCUACCCACUGGUGUGUGUGACACCAUGUGACACACAUUUUCCUAAGCACUCUGUUAUGAAGGUACGCUGUGACGAGGCAGGAAUUAACCAGUCUACUGUUCGCUUCAGCUGGGAAGUAGCCACACCUACAGAUACAAGUGGAGCCAGAUCUCCCUUUGAGACUGUAACAGAUAAUACCCCCUUCACCAGCAUCAACCACAUGGUCUUAGAUAGUAUCUACUUCAGUCGUCGAUUCCAUGUCCGUUGUGUUGCUAAAGCAGUUGACAAGUCUGGCCAUGUUGGGACACCGCUGAGGAGCAAUAUUGUCACCAUAGGAACAGAUAGUUCUAUAUGUCAUACACCUGUAGUGGCAGGGACAGCAAGGGGAUUCCAGGCCCAAUCCUUCAUUGCAACUCUGAAGUACUUGGAUGUCAAGCACAAGGAGCAUCCCAACAGAAUCCACAUUUCUGUGCAGAUCCCUCACCAGGAUGGGAUGCUGCCUCUAGUAUCCACCAUGCCGCUGCAUAACCUGCACUUUCUCCUGUCAGAAUCCAUCUACCGGCACCAGCACAUCUGUUCCAACCUGGUUACAGUCAAGGACCUGAGGAGUAUCACAGAUUCUGGAUUUCUGGAUGAUGUCAACUAUGAUAGCAUCACUCUUGGCCCUGGGUAUGAUCGGCCAUUCCAGUUUGACCCAAAUGUAAGAGAACCCAAGACCAUCCAGCUGUAUAAGCACCUCAACCUGAAGAGCUGUAUCUGGACAUUUGAUGCUUACUACGAUAUGACAGAACUCAUUGAUGUCUGCGGUGGCUCAGUGACAGCUGACUUCCAGGUUCGAGAUUCCGCCCAGUCAUUCCUGACAGUGUCAGUGCCAUUGUAUGUCUCUUACAUUUACGUAACUGCACCAAGAGGCUGGGCUUCACUCGAGCAUCACACUGAGAUGGAGUUCUCAUUCUUUUACGACACAGUUCUAUGGAGAACAGGCAUACAAACUGACAGUGUACUGUCAGCACGACUUCAGAUAAUACGGAUUUAUAUAAGGGAUGAUGGUCGCCUUGUCAUUGAAUUCAAGACCCAUGCAAAAUUUAGAGGUCACUUUGUGAUGGAUCACCACACACUGCCAGGGCAGAAGUCCCAAAUUGUAGCUCCUGAUCAUUUAGGGGGCAUUGAAUUUGACCUGCAGUUGCUCUGGAGUGCUCAGACAUUUGAUUCCCCAUAUCAACUAUGGCGUGCAACUAGUUCCUACAACAGAAAAGAUUAUUCAGGAGAAUAUACAAUCUUUAUGAUACCCUGCACAGUACAACCCACACAACCUUGGAUCGACCCUGGAGAUAAGCCAUUGGCCUGUACUGCACAUGCUCCUGAAAAGUUCCUCGUCCCUAUUGCCUUUCAACAGACAAAUCGCCCAGUUCCAGUUGUCUAUUCGCUCAAUACAGAGUUUCAUCUUUGUAAUAAUGAGAAGGUUUUUAUGAUGGAUCCGUCUGAAACAGAGAUGUCCCUGGCUGAAAUGGAUUAUAAAGGAGCCUUUUCCAUGGGUCAGAGACUGUACGGACGUGUGCUUUGGAAUCCUGAGCAAAACCUCAACUCUGCCUACAGGCUGCAAUUAGAGAAGGUGUAUCUCUGCACCGGAAAAGAUGGCUAUGUCCCCUUCUUUGAUCCCACUGGAACUAUUUAUAAUGAGGGUCCACAGUAUGGCUGCAUCCAACCCAACAAACACCUGAAACAUAGAUUCCUCCUUUUGGAUCGGAACCAGCCAGAAGUAACUGACCAGUAUUUUCAUGAUGUACCAUUUGAUGCUCAGUUUGCAUCUGAUGCACCAGAGUUUCACACAAUGAGGGAUGUGCCUGGAGUGGAUGGUUUCACAAUGAAGGUUGAUGCUCUUUACAAGGUGGAAGCUGGCCAUCAGUGGUACUUGCAAGUCAUCUACGUUAUUGGUCCAGAAUCACUUUCUGGGCCACGGGUUCAACGCUCACUUAGCUACCGACUCCCACGCCAAAAGCGAGACCUGGUGGACAAGAAUGGCAAGCUGACACUUGAUGACUCUUUGAUUUAUGACAAUGAGAAUGAUCAGGUCAAGAAUGGCACCAACAUGAAGAACUUAAGGCUGGAGUCUGAAACUAUAGCAUUGACCUCACACAAAGAGGCAUCAAUAGGAGGUGCUGUCGCUGCUGUAAUGCUGCUACUCCUGUUCCUCACUGCUGCUUGCUUUUUAGCAAGAAAAUGUAAACAUAAGAAGAAAUUACCCAAGGAGAUCCCAGAGGAAUAUCCACUGAACACAAAAGUUGAAAUUUGCAACAAGGCAUUGAAUAGGUUGGAGAAGAAUUUAAAUGGCAAGCACUGCGCAGAGAAGAAUAUCAACAUAUUAAAUAAAAAUGAUAUCAUUCGGGUAAAGGGUGUCAAGGUUAAGCAGGUAAACCUCAACAUUAAGCUUCAGAAUAACUUACAGGAUGGUACAGAAGUUUGAUGAUUGACAAAUUUUAUUACAAAAUAUGUAAUUUUUUGUGACAGGUCUUGUGGGGAAAGAGAGUGGUCUUUAAAAAAAAAUUGUAAAAAAAAAAGGGAAAAUGGUUUGUGUGGUAGUGAUUGUGCAGUGUAAUCCAUUUUGCAAUUGAGCUACCUCAUUCUAUGCAAGCAUGUACCACAUUAAUACAAUACUUGUUAAACCAGGUGCAUAUCUUCAUAAGCUCCUUUGAAAACUAGAUGCCUUUGGUGAAGUAUUUUCUGUCUGGCCAUAAUCUCUGUUAACAUUUUUCUACCGGUAGCUCAAUCAUCGUGCAUGCUUUUAAAUAUUCAAGCUUUUUCUUUUUUUAUAGCUGGGUUGAAUGAUAAUUUGAAUUGUUGAAAAAUACCUGUGAAAGAUCAAACCACUAAAAUUACACUUGAGUAUUAUUGCUUUGUUUCCAGCCAUGCACUCAUGUGUUUCACAUAAAAGUUUGUUUAUAACUGGAUGAGAUGUGUAAAUAUCCUUUUUUAAGUGCAAUUCUGAUGUAGAGGCAAAGUUCAUCCAGGAUAACUUGUGCAACGAUCAGCUUGUGUGUUUCUGAAUGAUUGUAGUCCUCAUUGACUUUAUUUCAACUUGAAAAGUUAUUUUUCAAUUAUCAUUUUUAUACAUGUGGUAAACGGAACUUUGGACAAACCAAAAUCAGAAAGGUAUUAAAAAUUUGGCACUGUUAGCAUCCCCAGUGUAAUCUCGGUUUAAGUGAUUUAUUUUAAACAAAUACCAAUUUACUAUGUACUAUAUUAUAUACUGUUGCUUUUAUAUCCUGUGUAGUGGAGUAGUACAAGCAAACUUCAGGGUUUAUGUUAAACUGUUUAAGGAGCUGUGUGACAAAUCAUAUUUGAAUUGUAAUAUUACUGUAUCCACAAGAGAACCCUAGCAGACACUGCUGGUGGGAGGCAAUAGCACACCACUGUCUUCAAUUAUUUGAUUAUGUAUCUAUGAGAAACAAAACACUGUCAACAUUUAUUUUUCAGUAUGUAUCAGCCCUCUCAGUGAGCACUUGUCCAUGUUGUUAACUGAGCAAUCCAAUUGUGGUGCUGUAGUUUUAUCGUUACAUCAAUAUGUUGAGCUAAUGAUAUGAGUAAAUUGACUCUACAUUACCUAUCAUGAAGUUUUUAACUAAUAAAGAACGUUCUAUUUAAUGUGAA